Dromiciops gliroides (monito del monte) is the source of this 1756-nucleotide messenger RNA. It is a transcript of the gene HEBP2, whose product is annotated as heme binding protein 2. The transcript has 4 exons. The record is from RefSeq and is a predicted model, not a curated record. Bases 253 to 876 code for a protein of 207 amino acids. Lineage: Eukaryota; Metazoa; Chordata; Mammalia; Microbiotheria; Microbiotheriidae. Gene Ontology annotation, cellular component: cytoplasm.
GUAGGCGCCUGCCAAGUCAGGGACGCUCUGGCUGGGAUUGCUCCCAAGCGCGCUGAGGGCGGACCCGCAUCCCUGGGUGCACCCUCGGGUCCCAAAGCACACCGGAGGACCCGCCUGGGCGGAGCCUCUGGCCGAGGUGCGGCCCUCGGGGAGCAGGGGCGGAGAAGUGGGUCAAAUUACGUGGGCCUCUCCUUUAGCCAGGCCUGGUCCCAAUUCCCUCGCAUCUUUUCCUGGAGGUUAACUCCACCGCCCAUGUCCGAGAUGCCAGACCCAGACCCAGACCCAGAGGAGGAAGUAGCUGAAGACGCCCCCGCCCCCGAGACACCCACCUGGAAGGGCUUGGAAGAAGCAGCUCGGGAGCCUGGUAGUUAUGAGAUCCGGGAGUAUGAACCAGCUAAGUGGGUUAGUACCUCAGUUGACUCAAUGGACUGGGAUGCAGCCAUCCAAGCUGGCUUCACAAAACUUCAUAAUUACAUUCAAGGCAAGAAUGAGAAAGAGCUAAAGAUAAAGAUGACUACCCCAGUGACGAGCUAUGUGGAGCCAGGUUCAGGGCCAUUUUGCCAGUCUACUAUUACCAUUUCCUUAUACAUCCCUGCCGAACAGCAAUCUGACCCACCCAAGCCUUCAGAGUCAGAUGUCUUUAUUGAAGACAGAGCUGCAAUGACGGUGUUUGUGCGGUCCUUUGAUGGAUUUUCUAGUGCCCAAAGGAACCAGGAACAACUCUUGACAUUAGCAAGCAUUUUGAGGGAAGAUGGAAAAGUCUUUGAUGAAAAGGUUUACUAUACUGCAGGCUAUAAUAGUCCUUCUCAGUUGCUUAAUAGACACAAUGAGGUGUGGUUGAUCAAGAAAAAUGAACCUCCCAAAGAAAAUGAAUAAAAAAAAAAUUCUGCUAAGGGCAAAAGUUCUGCUAAUGUAGACUUCAAUACUACUGUUUAGCAAAUUGCUAAUCUACAUAAGAACACUGUCAUCUGAGCUUUCUUAUGUGCCUUUUCCAGUGCCUGAAGCUUCCCUUUGCUUCAAGAAUAGGCUGGCAAUUCACGAUUCCUGCUAAAACAACAAACAUUUAAUUUGGUUAAUGGUAAUAAUUUUUCUCCUUUUUCACCAAGAGGGUCAGAGGAAAUGUCCGUGGAUGUAUUUUUCUUCUUUUCUGAUGUUCUGAUGUUUUUUUUCCCCAUCCUUGCUUCCAUGGGUAGAACACUGUCCUCUCUUCCAAUCAGUGAAAUUCUCAAAUAUUUACUAUCUGUGGAUAGUGCCAAGCUAUCAGCCCUAGGGAUCCUAAGUUUCCAGUUGAUAGUAAGUAGUUAGCCAGUAUCCUAAGCGUCCCUAACUUUCCAUCACCAGGGAGCAGGAGAUUUUUAUUCCAUGGUUAGCUAAUUUCCAUCCAUCUUCUGAAAGGACUAUUGGUUCAUAAAAAAUGCAACUAAGAAUAGGAUGUGUUUGUCAGUGAUUUCUAACCUUGCUUUUGUGACUCACAGAGUAUUUCAAAGAAUGCCUCAAUUAAUAAUUUUUAAUAGAUCAAUUAAAAAAAAUAGUCAUGAAUUACUUUUAGGAGGAAUAGUAAGCAAUUCAAACAAAUGCUGCAACACACACCCCACCCCCACUAGAAUUUUUAAUUUUUUUACUUUACUCUUGUGAACUUCAAUGUCUUCUUUAUUAUCUGGCAAAAUGAAGUGAUAAAUGCUUCCUUAAUGUUUAAUUGACUUAAAACUAUGUGCAUUUUUCUCCAUUUACCCAUAUAUCCUUAUAGUAUUUUGAU